Molecule: messenger RNA, 1349 nt
Organism: Ricinus communis (castor bean)
Lineage: Eukaryota; Viridiplantae; Streptophyta; Magnoliopsida; Malpighiales; Euphorbiaceae
Product: dehydrogenase/reductase SDR family member 12
Exons: 10
Coding region: 128-1096 (322 amino acids)
Source: RefSeq, a predicted model, not a curated record
UGUAUAUACAGUUAGCAUUAGUAAGCGCCGUGUCUUUUAACUACCACCUCAUUUCAGGAAUAACGACCAUAUGAUCAUUUUUACGCUUCACUUACAAAUUCAUAGCAACUCAAUUUGAUCACUUCCAAUGUUCCUUCUAAAGACAUGGAGAAAGACUGCUUUUGGGGUUUAUGGGUAUCUCAAUUUCACCAAAUCUGGAUUCAUGGAGCAUUCCAAGAGUUUCAAACCAGAAGAUAUGCAGAUUAGUUUGGAAGGGAAGAAUUGCAUAGUAACAGGAGCAAAUUCUGGCAUUGGUUAUGCAACUGCUGAGGGCCUUGCUUCAAGAGGGGCAACUGUAUAUAUGGUAUGUCGCAACAAGGAGAGGGGGGAAGCUGCCCUCUCUAAUAUUCAGUCAACAACAGGCAACCAAAAUGUUCACUUGGAGGUUUGUGAUCUUUCAUCUGUUAGCGAGAUCAACUCUUUUGCAUCCAAAUUGGCUUUAAAACAAGUGCCAGUUCAUGUUCUGGUUAACAAUGCUGGUUUACUUGAGGAUAAACGAGUUACAACAUCAGAAGGAUUUGAAUUGAAUUUUGCUGUGAAUGUGUUGGGCACUUAUGCAAUGACAGAACUAAUGGUGCCUUUGUUGGAGAAAGCUGCACCUGAUGCUCGAGUUAUUACAGUUUCCUCAGGUGGAAUGUACACAGCUCCAUUGACCACAGACCUACAGUUUAAUGAUGGGAAAUUCAGUGGACUGGAACAAUAUGCUCGAAACAAGCGAGUGCAGGUGGCAUUAACUGAAAAGUGGGCUGAAAUGCACAAGGACAAAGGAAUCUCAUUCUACUCGAUGCACCCAGGUUGGGCGGAGACGCCAGGAAUAGCUAAAAGCAUGCCUAGUUUUAGUAAUUCGUUGUCAGGAAAACUAAGAACAAGUGAAGAAGGUGCGGACACAGUCCUGUGGCUAGCUUUACAGCCCAAGGAAAAGCUAGAAUCAGGUGCAUUUUAUUUUGAUAGAGCUGUAGCCCCUAAACACCUAAUGUCUGCAGCUACCAGCAGCUCGCACACAGUAAUCGACAGCAUUAUCAGCAAUCUCCAUUCAAUCGCUACACUUGCUUCUUGAAGUGAGAAUUAUUUAAAUGUCGUCUUCCAUAUUUAAAAGUUUAUCAGAAUUUUAAUGUUUUCUUUCUCUUUUCCUUUCUGCGAACUAGCAGGCUGGGAACCAUAACUAGGUCUUACGAACUUUUCCAAGCUUAUAUUGUAACUCUAAAGAUGUUAAUUGUAAGGAUACUAGUACUGCUCAGUCGAUAACAACAUAUCUAGUACUGCUCAAAUUAAAAUAGAAGUUGCUCCUGAAUACAUUCUAAUUCAGUCCA